GUUAACAAACUUCCGUCAGAUUUUAUUGUUUUGAAUAAGGGUGUACUCAGUAUGGCCAAUCUGUGUAUAGUUAUGUUGUGGUCAGUUGAAUACAACUGAGGUGUCUCCCCUAAUCUAACCAGUGGAAAGAAAAACAUAACAGAUUUUAACCAGUUGUACAGAUCGUCACUCAACUUUUAAAAAAAUGUCACUAGGAAAACGAAAACGAGAAUGUGAACGAUUGUUGCAAAAAGGCGAUGUUAAUGCGUGUUCAGAAGGAGACGUUCCACUUUUGUCAAAGGCUGUAGAACUUGACGAUGUGGAGCUUGUCAAAAACAUCCUACAGUGUGGAGCUGACGUAAACAAAACUGACAAGAAUGGGAGGACGUGUCUUCAUGUUGCCGUCUCCAAGUUGAAAGAGUUUAAUAGUUUCGAAUAUCCAGAUAAAACUUUACAGCCUCGGCUAACACAUAAAAGAAAUAACAAAUCGCUAGAAAUAUUAAAUAUACUACUGGCGUACGAGCUUGAUGUUAACGUCAGUGACAACUACAGGAAAUCAGCUUUACAUUACAGUGUGGAAUAUGAACAGUUAGAAUUUACUAACAUGCUGCUUGAAGCAGGGGCUGAUGUAAAUUUACUUGAUGACAACCACGAAACGCCUUUAAUAAUCGCGUCUCGUUUAUAUCUCAACAUACAUAAUAUGAAGUCUGGUGUCAGUAGAGAAGACAUAUCUGUCUAUAGAGGUACAGUCACAUCAAAAGUUAAGUUAGGUUCUAGGCUCGAAUAUUUGGCCAAAAUAGUAGCCUCUCUAAUCACACCAGCUACCCGUGUGAGCAUUGCUGACAAAGAUGGCUACACGGCCUUACAUUUUGUUGACCAGACAGACAAUGUUGAUCUAGUUGAACGUUUGCUUGCUGCAGGUGGCGAUGUCAGAGAUGCAGCGAACAACAAAGUAGCAGUUCUGCAUCUUGCAGCGAAAAACGGCUCCUGUGAUAUUAUGGAAAUUCUUUUAAAUGAUCCGCACAUUUCAGAUGUAUUAACGCAAGAAUGA
Messenger RNA from Physella acuta, 1030 nucleotides. RefSeq names its product putative ankyrin repeat protein RF_0381. Gene Ontology annotation, molecular function: protein binding. NCBI's taxonomy places the organism in Eukaryota, Metazoa, Mollusca, Gastropoda, Physidae. The record is from RefSeq and is a predicted model, not a curated record.